AUGGCUCCUGUAGGAACUUCAUCCAUGUUCCAGUCACUACUGCUACUGGUGAGUCUGGUAGCUAUAGUGAAGGCAGCAGUAAUAAUCCCACAAAAUCCAGGAUGCCCAAAUACUGAGGACAAGAGAUUCCCUCAGAGCGUGAAGGUCAACCUAAAUAUCCUUAACCGGAGUACAAAUCCCAGAAGGCCCUCCGAUUACUACAACCGUUCCACCUCACCUUGGAAUCUCCACCGCAAUGAGGACCCCGAGAGAUAUCCCUCUGUGAUCUGGGAGGCGAAGUGCCGCCACUUGUUCUGUGUCAAUGCUGAAGGGAAGCUAGACCACCACCUGAACUCCGUUGCCAUCCAGCAAGAGAUCCUGGUCCUGCGAAGGGAGCCUCGGAACUGCCCCCAUUCCUUCCGGCUGGAGAAGAUGCUGGUAGAUGUGGGCUGUACCUGUGUCAAACCCAUGGUCCUCCAUGCAGCUUAA
Molecule: messenger RNA, 468 nt
Organism: Rhinolophus ferrumequinum (greater horseshoe bat)
Lineage: Eukaryota; Metazoa; Chordata; Mammalia; Chiroptera; Rhinolophidae
Gene: IL17A
Product: interleukin 17A
Exons: 3
Coding region: 1-468 (155 amino acids)
Biological process (GO): inflammatory response
Cellular component (GO): extracellular region
Molecular function (GO): cytokine activity
Source: RefSeq, a predicted model, not a curated record